Messenger RNA from Cladocopium goreaui, 756 nucleotides. The record is from the annotation of a GenBank genome assembly. NCBI's taxonomy places the organism in Eukaryota, Dinophyceae, Suessiales, Symbiodiniaceae.
AUGUCCAAGCUCGACCUAGUGUCCCGCUUCGAUGCAAUCAAUGCCCUGCAGACUCAGGAAACUCAGGAGACCGCCCUCAAGAAGAUGACCUUCGAGGACUUGGGAUGUCAGACAGUGUUGUUUGGAGAAGCCAAGAAGGGUCAGAAGUUCUCAGAAGUGGUGCAGAAAGACCCAGCCUACCUACUGCCGUUGUACCUGACUCUGUGGGUGGAACAAAAGGAACUCACCUUGGGCUUGGACACCGUCGAGGAAACCCCAGCUGGAAAUCCUCCGGAGAGUUCCUGUGUGUACCCCAAGGCCAAAGCCAAGAGUCAUGGGAAACCUUCCAUGCCGCCAGUGACUAUCGACCUCGAGCUGGAGGACGAAGAAUGCUGGGAUCGCCUGUCUCAGCCAAUGCUCCUCAAAGAGAACGAGAAUGCCCAGAGACUGGAUCAUCUAGAAGGGGUACUGAGCGAAAUUGUGAAUCAGCUGCAGGCCACUGAACCUGUGGUCAAACGCCGUCGUUUGGCCUUCAAGGUGACCAAUCCACCUGGCUACCCGGAGCAGCCGCCUCCUGCGAUUGUGCUGCCAAAUUCAAUGCCGAGCGAAGCGCCCAAGUCUGAAAGUGAGAGCCGGAAUCCCAAUGCAGAUCUCGAAAUGCCAAAUGAAGUCUAUCGACAAGUGUUGCAGCAAGCUCUGUUACAAGCCCCACGAGUAGCCUGCAUAGACAAAGCCUUGAGCCUGACCUUAGUCCUUGGGUCCACUGGGAACGCCUGA